Messenger RNA from Capronia coronata CBS 617.96, 2088 nucleotides. RefSeq lists its product as uncharacterized. The transcript has 3 exons. The record is from RefSeq and is a predicted model, not a curated record. The coding region runs from base 1 to 2088 and encodes 695 amino acids. Gene Ontology annotation, cellular component: fungal-type vacuole membrane. Gene Ontology annotation, molecular function: basic amino acid transmembrane transporter activity. Gene Ontology annotation, biological process: basic amino acid transport; transmembrane transport. NCBI's taxonomy places the organism in Eukaryota, Fungi, Ascomycota, Eurotiomycetes, Chaetothyriales, Herpotrichiellaceae.
AUGAUCAGGUACGCGUAUCGCAAAGUCAAAGCCCACAGGGCGCGCAAAGCCGAGGAGGUUGCUGCUGCUAUUGCACCUCCUCGCGAUCCAAUGGUCCAAAGCCCAACCCUCAACCCUCCUAUUCCAACUGUAUUUACUGUGUCCAAGAAGCCAUGCCCAAAGUGCGCACAAGAGAAGAGCGCUGCUCGAAAAUACCGGUGGAAGCUCUUGUUCUGCCUCGUACCAGCCUUUUUUGUUUCCAGUCUUGACUUGACCAUUGUUGCUACAGCCCUCCCUCGAAUCGCCUCACAUUUUGAUAGAUUCAAUCAACUGAACUGGAUCGUGACAGCCUUCACGUUGACCUCGACCGCUUUCAUUCCAGUAUGGGGCCAAUUGGCCGACAUAUUUGGUCGACAUGCCACUCUUCAGUGCGCUGUUGUGUUCCUUACCAUCGGCAGCAUCCUCUGCGCAGCCGCACCUGACUGGGCCGUGUUGUUGCUCGGUCGAGCUCUACAGGGCGUGGGGACAGCAGGCGUCUCUAACGUGGUCCUGAUCAUCCUUGCAGACUCGGUAUCGUUAAAAGAGCAAGCAGUCAAUACCAGUAUCUUCCAAUUGAUGAAUGGGGUGGGGUACAGCGUCGGACCAGUCAUUGGCGGUUACAUCACGAAUGCCAAUUGGCGUUACUGCUUCGUGUUGGGCGCGGGCAUCUCGGCCGUCAGCCUUUUGACAGUCUUCCUGCUCCGGAAGGAGUUGAAGGGAGGUCACGUCUCACUGUCCCGGCCACCCAGGGGUCAAACUCGCCUUCGGGCGUUCCUGACUGGCAUUUCCACCGUCGAUUUCGGUGGUAUUGCCAUCUUCAUAUUCGGCGUCGGCCUGGUCAUUCUUGGUACAGCCUGGGGUGGAUCAACCUACGCAUGGAGUUCUGGUGCCGUGUUAUCGAGCCUUGUGAUCGGAGCAAUUCUGAUCCUUGUCUUCUUGGCCUACGAAGCUCUCCUUUCUCCGUCACGCCUCUUGAACAGGCUGUUCCCGAAGACCGUCCCAAUGAUCCCAGGCUCAAUUCUGAGUGCCAAAGACGUGAGUCUGGUCUGCUGCAUCGCCGCCUCCGCAGGCGCCGCUUUGUAUUCGGUCUUCUAUUUCAUCGGCAUCUACUUCACACUUGUGGAGGCGUACGAGGCUAGCGACGCCGGAGUCCAGCUGCUGUACUACGUGCCAGGACUCGGGGUGGGCGUCUACAGCGCCAUACUCAUCUGCAACGUGUGGCCGCGGCAGACUUUCUGGCCUCUUCUCGUCGGCACCAUUGUUGAGACCGCGGGCAUCGCCACCCUUGCAUAUGCUGUCAAGGCGCGGGACGCGACCCUGGUCAACGUGAUGAUGGCGGUUGCCGGCGCGGGCACAGGACUACGCUUCAUGCCAUCGAACCUGCAUUUGGCGGGCAUGUUUCGUGACCGCCUGGCUCCCGUGUACAGUCUUCUACGGUUUGCCCUGCCAUUCGGCGGUACGCUGGCGUUGAUAAUCAUGGGUUCGGUUUUCCAGAAUCAGAUGAGCGACUAUUUCGGAUCCGAUACACUCAACUCGGGCAACAACGGGAUCUCAUUCAACUUGCACGACCAAGAUUCACUCGACGCUAUCGCGCAACUGCCGGACGCCGAGCAAGCGGUGAUUCGAUCACAGGGCGCCACCGCGACGAUGUGGGCAUUCAUUUCAAUCCUACCGAUCUUGGGUCUCGGAUUACUCGCCAGCGCCGGGCUCGGGAAUGUUUGGAUCGCGAAGAGCCCGUCCCAAAAGAACGACAGCGAAACGGGCGAGAGGCGAGAGGAUGGCAUGUGUCGGAGACACGCCAACAGCCUCACCGACACUGGCAGCGCUGCAGAGACGCCCAAUGAGGUUGAAUAUAUCAGCUCGAGAUACUUGCUGGCUUUAUUCCGUGGCAACGUCCAGCAAUUGAAGCGGGCGGGUGUCAACGAGAACGCAGCCACCGGCCCGAGCGCUCACCAGCGUAGAGAACUGGAUGCGAGCGCCAUGACCGACGGGUCUCCUGCCGAAGUUGAGCCCAAAGAGUUCGGCGGAACAGUCUCAACUAGGACCACGGAGAAGGAUUCUAUCGUCUGA